AUGCAAUAACAAAAAGUUAUUUUUGGUAAUUAGCAAUAUCUAUUUCAAACCACAUAAACUUAUUUUUAAGGCACCAAAUAUAAAUUAUUUUUGACUUCAGAAUGCAAUUAUGUAGUCAAAAUAUAUGAAGUUGGAUAAGAGAGAGUAUUGAAUUAUGUACUAAUUUUUAUAGUAUUUGAAUACAGAGUUAUAAGCUGUUCAUCUUUUUAAGGAAAAAGGAUGUAACAACAUUGCAAAAUCAUAUGAAGGAGAAUUAUAAUCAAAUUAAAAAGUAAUAGUUUUUGAAAAAGCUGAAGUCCUACAAAAUAUUUUGAAGGAUUCUUAAUAAGGUUUAGUAGAACCUCAAGUCCUUAAAGUAAGCAGAAAAAUAAGCGUAGAUCUUAUUAGAUUUAAGCAAAGCAUUAAAGCAUUGUCAUUCAUUAGGUGUAACACAUCGAGAUAUCAGACCAGAAAAUAUUUUAAUAGGGUUAGAUAAGUAAGCCAAAUUAUGGAAUUUUUAAAGGUGCUUUUUUUAAGUAUUUUAAAUUCUAAUUAGUAAUAUGUUCAAAUACCAAAUGAAUAUUUCGGGAAAAUCAAAGAAGAAAUUGAAAUGAAUACUUUUGAACAUGUAAGAGCCCCAGAAUAAAAAGAUUUUUCUUAAAGAUUACCAAUUACUACCAAAGUAGACAUCUAUGCUCUAGGAUAAUUAAUGUAUUAUAUAAUAUUUAAAGUUCGAUAUGAUUAAAACCCUAAUUGGGAAGGAAAGUAUAUAAAUUUAUUAUAUAAGUGCAUAAUGGGGAGUCUAUAGUUCUAAAUUAUAAAACCUAAUAAAAUAAUUACUUAUCAGUAAUCCAAAAGAGAGGAUUACAGCUGAAUAAAUAGAAAAAUAAAUUAAUUCCUUCAUCAUUUAAUAUAAGUAAUUUUUAUAAUUUAUUUUCAGUGGAAUAUCAUAAUAAAUUCAUUUAAGAAGUUAAUCAACUAAUGACACAUAAAAUAAACAUAUAAUUAAUUAAUAUAAUGGAAUUGAGAAGUGUCAUUCUUUUGAAUUUAAAGAUUUAGAAUAACCUUAAUCCUCUUUAACAACUAAAUUAGUUAAAUUAGUAAGUAAAGUUGCAUAAAAAACUGAUUUUUGGAUAGCUGCAUGUUUAGAAGAAGUUGAUGCUGCUCCAUGUUAAAAAUAUUUUAGAUUUCUUCAUUGUAAAGCAUGGUAAAAGAAACAAAAAAUUCCUAAAUUUUAUGAAAAAUUGUCUAAUAGACUUUAAUUAAAUUCUGUGAUAAUAACAUUUAAAGCUUUGUAAUUAUUACAUAACUAUGUCAAAAAAGGUCCUUAAGAGACAAUUCUUGUAUAACAUUAAACAUAUUCCCCAAACGCAAUUUUAGAAAGAAUCAAAAAUUUUUAAGAAUAAAUCUAAAUGCGGAUUUGUAAAGAUAAAUAUAGAACUUAAUUUUUCACAAAAUUAUUGUAUAAUUAUUCUAUUAUACUUUUGGAAAAGGUUUAAUUUCAUACAUUCUAUUUAAAAUUUUUCGAAGGUAAUUAUUCUAUGAUUCCAUUCUUUAAUAGUAUGAAUGGAGCUUAAAAAUAAAAAUUAAGUGUAGCAAUAUUGAAUAAUAUGAUGAAUUUAUGGAAAUAAUUAAUAAUUUUUGCAUCUGAUAUAUCCUUUCAGGAAUAAAAUUUAAUUAAUUUAUAACUGGGUCUUGCUAUUACAAUGGCAGAUGAAUUGUAUAAUAUUCUUUGCACAUUUACUCAUAUAUUUUAUGCUUUAAAAUAAAGCACUAAUUAUAUAAGCGGAUAACCAACAAAUAAUAAUGAAGUUAAAUAAGCUUUUCUUGCAUUAUAAGAAGAAUAUUAAAUUAAUUUUUAAUCAACUAUUAAUUUCUUUUCUGUAUGUAAAAGAAUACCUCAAUUUUAAUAAUUAAUACCAGAUCCUUCUAAGAAUGUUGUUGAAACUUUAAAAAAAGUGCCAUUGUUUUAAUCUAAAAUAGGAGAAUUUUAUAUAAAUGAUUUUUUAAGUUAUUAAAUGUCAAUUGAUGGAAUUAAAUUACCUUAAAGUUAUGGAGAAAUAAUGAUAAAUUAAGUUGUGGAAUAUGAUGAAGAUGUAGUUUAAUUAGAAUCAAAAUUUGAAAAAUAAAACUCUCAUCCAAUAAAAGCAGUACAAUCUUGUUAAGUAUAAUCAGAGAAAUCAAAUUAGUUUAAUUUUGAAUUCUAAGUAUUACCAAAAAUUAAUAAUAAUAAUUCUCAGAUAAAUAUUAAUUAAGAUGAUUAAAUUAAUUAUUCUAUUUAAUAAUAAUAGUAAAAUUAAGAGAUUGAAAAUCAAAGAGAAUCUAAAAGUAUUAAAAAUGUUUAAUUAAAGAAAAAACAAUCAAAAUAAUAGUAAUAAGGAGAGUACAAUGGAUUAGAUUUAUCUGAUGAUGAUUAGUAGAAUGACGAUGAUGAUUAUGAAUAAGUACCAAAAAAACCUGAAGAAACUAAAAUAAGAGCUACUUUGUCUAAUUAAAAUACAUAGUCAAUAAAAGAAUUAUUAAAUGAUGAUGAAUUCUUAAAAUGGGGACUCAAAUAAAAUAAUAUAAAUAAAUCUAAUGUAUAAGAAUAAAGGAUUAAAUCAGCUAAUCCUUAACCAAAUAAUAUUUUUGAUUAGUUUAAUUUAAAUUAAAAUUAGACACCAUAAGUGUUUAAUUAAAUUGAAUAACCAUAAUAGAAUUAACAAAGUAGUUUUUAAGUUGUUGAUUUCUUUAAUAAACAAGGAAAAAGUAUUUAAUUGACAUAUAUAAUUUAGAUGUUUCUGAAUGGAUGAUUAAUCAUGAUUAAUUAAAAUUAGAAAAAUUGAUAGGAACAGGUAGUAGUUGUGAAGUUUAUAAAGGAUAUUGGAGAGGAGGAGAAGUAGCAAUUAAAAAGAUGAAAAUUAAAUCAUUAAAUGAGAAUCAUUUAAAAGAAUUUAAAAGAGAAAUUUCUGCUUUAGUGACGAUAUAAAGACAUCCAAAUUUAGUAUAAUUAUUAGGAAUUUCAUAAAAAGAUGAUGAAUUAUAUAUUGUAACAGAAUAUUGUGCUGGAGGAACACUUUUUGAUUUAUUACACAAAAAAAAACAUUUAGAAAUAAAUUGGUAAUAAAGGGUAAAAAUGGCAAUUUAAAUAGCAGAUGGGAUGCAUCAUCUACAUAAAUUAAAUCCUCCAUUAAUACAUAGAGAUCUUAAGAGUUUAAAGUAAAAAAUAUUUAAUUAAAAUAUAGUUUAUUACUUGAAUAAACAUAUGAAUAGAAUAGAUUAAAUAUCAAAAUUGCUGAUUUUGGAUUAGCUAGAGUUUAAGCGGAUAAUGGUGAAUAAAUGACUGGUGUUUUAGGAACUUUUGUAAAAUAUUAUAAUAUUAAAUCAGCAUUGGAUGGCUCCAGAAGUAUUCUAAAAUGUUCCUUAUACAAUAAAAGCAGAUGUCUAUUCAUAUGCAGUAAAAUAAACAGUUCUAUCAAAUUUAGAUAGUAUUAUGGGAAAUAUGUUGCAGAGAAACACCAUAUAAACAAUUAUCUACUAAUCCACCUGCUAUCAUGAAAUUAGUUGCAGUAGAUAAUGGAAGACCUGAUUUGAGUUUAAUUUAGGCUGGUUGUCCUUUAUUUUUAAAAGAGUUGAUGAUUAAAUGUUGGGAUAAAGAUCCUUAAAAAAGACCAUUAUUUCAAGAAGUAUUAUCAUACUUAAGGGGAUAUUAAUGA
Molecule: messenger RNA, 3674 nt
Organism: Paramecium sonneborni
Lineage: Eukaryota; Ciliophora; Oligohymenophorea; Peniculida; Parameciidae
Source: the annotation of a GenBank genome assembly